AGAUCUUUGAUGCAGACGACAAAAUGGCAGCCACCUAUGAGAGGAUGAUUAAACCGUGUUUUCAUCUCUAAUUUGUUCAUUUGGCCUAGAUAGACACUUCGUCAAUAACCAGCAAAUUACAUCAUCUGCGACUGGUCGAUUUGUGUUAUGUAUGUAAAUGUGUUGAAUGCACAUGGACAGGAAAUACAUGUGCAUCCAGAACACACAUUUCGUCGAGGCAGUGCUCGACCAGAUGCCAUCUUUCUGCAGAGAAACGAAUACGGAAGUGACUGGGCAGGGUGCUGUGCCCCUCUCAAAUUUGUCACAAUUAGCCAGUCGAUUUUCAGUCUCUGGUUCUUUUUCACUGCUGUGGUUUGUGUCGCGUGUGUCGCAUAUUUCGCGGUGGCAACGAAGGUAUAUAAUUCAGUCUUCUUAAAUUAUGUUGUAGCAGUGCUGCUGUCUGCAUGUAUAUUAUAUAUUCUUUAUAUUUUGUUCUGCAAAGUUAAAGAUGAAACAAUUGUUUUGCUUCCCUCCAUUGGUAUCCAGCUGCAGAAAUGCUCUGCAUUUGGUCAACAUUCCACUGAAUUCAUUCCAUAUGAUAUUGUGAAAGAUGUUGUUAUAAAUGAGGCUAUAUCUAUGUACAAAGUUAUUUAUUACCUAGUUGUGCUUGUGAACUCUCCAACUUCUGAUUCAGAGGAAUCUGUUAUACCUGUUUUUACAAAUUCAUUGCCAAGACUUGACAUCCUACGUGUAAUCUACAAUAUAUGCCAAGAAGCCUUACAUAGCCAUCAGCAAGAAAGACUAGAUCUUUCCAGAGUGUCAAUCAAACUUAACAGUUGACAUUUAUGUGAGACCUUAGCAACAGUAUCCAAGGGGUGGAGCUUAGCAGUAUGGUCCAUUACACUGAUCAAGACUGAUUGAGUUGUAUCGAAAAAAUGUGGACCAAGUUAGUACAGUAUGCGCUAGAGUUGCAUUAUGAUGUCAUUUUAAUACCGUCCUGAAAAUUAAUUAUUAAGGACAGGUUGUGUAUACAUGCAAAAUUUUUUUAUAUUUGGCCAUUUUGCUUAUUAAAUCAGAAAUAUUUCAUUUGUAUCAAACAGUAUAGAACUACAAGAAGUCCGACUCUUGUUGGAACAUAAUCUUAUUUCAAAAAGUACUGCCACGAGCGAAUCCUAAUAGGGCGCCCCUCAAUUCUAUACUCUUUGUAUUAAAAGUUACAUUUUGUAAUAAUGUAAGAUUUAUAUUGUGAAGUCUCAAAUCGCCCAGUUCAUACAGCUACAGGUAUAUGCAUGUAACAUUUUAUUACACACCGCAAGAGCGUGCGCUGCUGUUUCAAAAGCAUUUCAAAUAAAGAUAUACUCUCAUCUGCCCACUGCAAGGGCAUGAAUAAAUGGUCACAUGUUCAGAAUGAUUAAUAAAGGUGCAUGAAUCAUAUUAUAUUGCAUAUAAAUACUUUUUAGAAAAUAACACCUGUUUGAUAGAGAAUGGAACGUGCAUUAUAAUUUUUAAAUUUAAACAGUUUUAUAAAUCACUUAUAAUUUUACUGAAACUGUGAAAGUAAAUAUAUUCAAAAUAUAAAAAUAAUUUUUCAUUACUAUUUCUUUGUAUUACCAAGUACUGUGUGAUAAUAUAUCAUUAAAAUAAAUUGUUUUCAUUGAAAACAUUACAAUUAAUAGUAGCACCAAUAUUUCUCCAUCCCUCAUAAUUUCACCUUAACUAUUAUCAUCAUUAUUUCUUUGUACUAAAAAUUAUCCUCAAAUUACUCUUCAAAGUGCUGUGUUUAAUAAUACUGUUAUAUUAAAAUAAAUUGUUUUUCUACAAUUGAA
Anneissia japonica is the source of this 1805-nucleotide messenger RNA. RefSeq names its product phosphatidylinositol N-acetylglucosaminyltransferase subunit H-like. NCBI's taxonomy places the organism in Eukaryota, Metazoa, Echinodermata, Crinoidea, Comatulida, Comatulidae. The record is from RefSeq and is a predicted model, not a curated record. The transcript has 5 exons. Gene Ontology annotation, biological process: GPI anchor biosynthetic process. Bases 148 to 819 code for a protein of 223 amino acids. Gene Ontology annotation, cellular component: glycosylphosphatidylinositol-N-acetylglucosaminyltransferase (GPI-GnT) complex.